Messenger RNA from Daphnia pulex (common water flea), 387 nucleotides. Its product is annotated as cAMP-dependent protein kinase catalytic subunit PRKX-like. Gene Ontology annotation, biological process: protein phosphorylation; IRE1-mediated unfolded protein response; intrinsic apoptotic signaling pathway in response to endoplasmic reticulum stress. The record is from RefSeq and is a predicted model, not a curated record. Bases 1 to 387 code for a protein of 128 amino acids. Gene Ontology annotation, cellular component: IRE1-TRAF2-ASK1 complex. The transcript has 2 exons. Gene Ontology annotation, molecular function: RNA endonuclease activity; protein serine/threonine kinase activity; ATP binding. Lineage: Eukaryota; Metazoa; Arthropoda; Branchiopoda; Diplostraca; Daphniidae.
AUGGUAACGAAAUUUAAAAAAUCCAAUAAUAAAGAUAAAUAUUUCGACCGGAAAAUUAUCCCGCAAAUUUUUGCUCACGAGGACAAAGAUGAAUGGAGAUAUUUUGCCUUGGAGCCAUACAUUUCCACUUUGUACGAUUACUGCCGCUGUGAUGGACAGUACAAGGGACCAACGUUGCUCAGCAAAUCUCAAGUCAUUGAUCAAAUGAUCAGCGGAAUCAAGUAUCUGCAUAACUUAGAGUAUCCACACGGGGAUCUUAAUCCGCUCAACAUUAUCAUUUCUCGAGACGGGCGAAUAAAACUAUCCGAUUUCGGAUUGUCGAAACUUAGUUAUACCAAAUCAAACCAACCAGAUAAUCUCUCGAUUCAAAUUCUGGAGAUCUGUUGA